Messenger RNA from Acyrthosiphon pisum (pea aphid), 1261 nucleotides. Its product is annotated as peptide deformylase, mitochondrial. Gene Ontology annotation, molecular function: peptide deformylase activity. The transcript has 5 exons. Gene Ontology annotation, biological process: peptidyl-methionine modification; N-terminal protein amino acid modification. Gene Ontology annotation, cellular component: mitochondrion. NCBI's taxonomy places the organism in Eukaryota, Metazoa, Arthropoda, Insecta, Hemiptera, Aphididae. The coding region runs from base 334 to 975 and encodes 213 amino acids. The record is from RefSeq and is a predicted model, not a curated record.
CCACAGAUAUAGAUUAUAAACAGAUUACUGAUAAGUGCCAAUAUUAGCAUAUAUAGAACAUUAUACCGUGUUGAAAACGAUCCAUAUAAUUUUUUAUAAAAAGUAAAUUAUCAACUUACUCUUGUAGGUGUAUCUGGAUGAAACAAGUUUUAACUUAUAGAAGUUGGAGCGUUGUAGUAACCGUUCGCAGAUUUGCUCUUCCCCAUACUUCGAUGUGUUUGGUCUACGAAAGUUUUUAACAUCGUAGUGUCAAACUCCAAAACUUUUGAACUAACCAAACAGAUUGUCUUAAACAGUGCACUGACUCAAUUUCUUUUAGUCGAAAGUAUUAUCAUGGCUUUGCGAUUCAUAAAACGUACUUACAAUCGAAUGUUUCUCGCUAAAGAUCCGAUGCCACCUUAUGCGAGCCAUGUGGUACAAAUCGGUGAUCCCGUAUUGCGAAAUAAAGCAUCCCCGGUCCCUUUGGAGAAAAUUGGGACCAAAGAAGUACAAAAUCUUAUUUACAUUAUGAAAUCACUGAUGAAAAAAUCAAAUCUAAUUGGCUUGGCUGCACCUCAAGUUGGUAUACCGUUUCAAAUAUUUGUAAUUCAUUUUCCGCGUCCAUCCCAUUAUUUCAGCAAAGAAGAGAUAUUACUUAAAGGAAUGGAACAUGUUGAAAAUCAGGUUUGGAUAAAUCCUGAGCUUAAGGUUUUGAAUCACGAAAAAGUUACGUUCAAUGAAUCCUGUGCGAGCUUUAAGGGUUAUUCAGCAGAUGUACCUAGAUACAAGCGCGUUCUUCUAACAGGAAUUGAUGAAAAUGGGGAGAAAAAAACUUUAGAUGCAAAAGAAUGGACUGCUCGAAUAGUUCAGCAUGAAAUGGAUCAUUUAAAUGGAGUGAUGUACAGUGAUCGCAUGGUACUUAAUAGCCUAUGUUGUACAGGAUGGCACACUAUUAAUCAAUUUCAAGGAUUUGUAGAACUUCGGUAUGAAAAUUAGUAAAAUGGUGAAUUUUUAAACAUUUAAUAAUCCAUUGUCUUUUUUUUAUGGCAAUGAAAGAAAACUGUUUAUUACCUAGUUAAUAUUUUUGUAUUAUAAAAAUUCUUUUCAAUAAUUGAUUAUUCAAUUUUUACUAUCUUGUCAUUUUGGCAUGUUUUUUAUAUAUACAAUGAUGAGUCAAGGAUGUCUAAAAUGGUAAAUUUUAAUUAAUUUGAUUAAUAUAGGACCUUACGAUCAUACAGUUGUUUAUAAAUGGCAAAUAAAGAACAUAUUUAACAUUAUUUAA